Molecule: messenger RNA, 2118 nt
Organism: Paramisgurnus dabryanus
Lineage: Eukaryota; Metazoa; Chordata; Actinopteri; Cypriniformes; Cobitidae
Gene: styk1a
Product: serine/threonine/tyrosine kinase 1a
Biological process (GO): positive regulation of kinase activity; protein phosphorylation; cell surface receptor protein tyrosine kinase signaling pathway
Cellular component (GO): signaling receptor complex; plasma membrane
Molecular function (GO): transmembrane receptor protein tyrosine kinase activity; ATP binding
Source: RefSeq, a predicted model, not a curated record
GGAGGCAGAGCAGAAGAUAGUCCGGCUACAAGACAGCAUGGGAAAACACAUAGUGUUGUUUUCAAAUAGCCGAUUACAACAGAACAACUUCUAAAACAGAAAAGAGAGAGAAUAUGAGAAACAGUUUAAUCACUUUUCCACAGAGAGGAUGACAUAAUGUCUAAUGCAUCUAAUUUAACGUAUCCAUGUAUACCAGGCAAUACUCUCUGUGAAGUGCUUUUAUAUGAAGUAGAACUGAUUGUUGUUCCAGUGGUGUUUUUUUUGCUUUUUUUCACCUUACUGAUCAUCGUGUUUGUGCUCAAAUGUUGCUACCAUAAGCCAACAAAGCCUUAUCAACACCAUAUAAUUGAAAAACAUGACACACAAAACCAUAACAACACACAAAGGCAUCGCAACAGUGCCAGACAGCACCUGCAAGGCAUUGAUGCACCACCGCAGUUUAACCCAAUGGAGCAUGAGGUUAUCCCAAUGUCAGCCCAAAGUCAUCAUAACAACCAGAAUGGCAAGCCUGCAGUACCGCAGACGUCCACAGAGAGGAGCCGUGACAUCUUUGAACUGAUCACACCACUGCCACCUACACUCUCUGUGCAACACCACGACUCGGUCACGCUGUAUAGAGCUGUCAUGGACAAACAGCCCGUGAUUUUACGAGUGCUUAAAGAAUCAGCUGAUGCCCGAGAGCAUAAAUCUUUUCUGGGAUUUGCCCGCUUUCUGACAGAGCUGGGCCCUCACACAUCUCUGCCCAGACUGCUGGGUGUGGUGACUGUGGAGAGGCCAUUGAUGAUCGUGAUGGAGGAGCUGGAACACAGAGACCUGUUGAGCUUCCUGUGGAGGUGCAGAAAGGAACGCACGGGUCAGACAGCACCGUGUGACUUGACUGAAAGGCGAAUCUUUACCAUGGGCGCUCAGAUUGGAUCUGCUCUGGAGUAUCUGCAUAGUAAAAACUACAUCCAUGGAAAUGUCAGAGCUCGAAGCAUCCUGGUUGGUCAGGACCUGUCAGUCAAGCUUUGGGGGUUGGGGCCAGCAUUUCGGAGGACGAUGGAUGUGGGUUCUUCGAUGGAUAGUGUGGAACAUGUAGAAAUGAAGAAGUGGCAAGCUCCAGAGGUGUUGGCACGGAAACCUCUGCAGCCCAGUAGCGACAUAUGGUCAUUUGGCAUUUUGCUGUACGAAAUGGUCACGCUAGGUGACGUUCCUUUUCCCAACAUUAUGCCAAGUGAACUUCUGCAGUAUUUACAGAGAGGAAAUAAAUUGAAAAAACCACCCAGCUGCUCUAAAACCCUAUAUUCCAUCAUGGAGAACUGCUGUCAUUGGAAACCAAACGAUCGAACCUCAUUGGCUGAGCUGAUUCGAAAGCUCCAAUCAGCAGAGAGCAGAGCAAACGAUCAGACAGUGAUAAGAGUGUCAGAGCCGCUGGACAUAGAGAAUUACAUGAAGGAAGUGGGUUACACAGAUUCAUUCAGCUACGCUGCGCUCUAAUGCUUCUUUUGUGUGUCAUUCAAAUUCAAGAAUCACGGAUCAUCAAAAGAUCAGCACACUAGCUAUUAAAUGACCAUUGCAAGGUCUCAUGCUAGUACAUUUAAAACGUUCAAAAAGAGCCCAGGGCAACCAAUCUGAUGCAUUACAUGUCUGGUGCAUUAUGGUUGGUUUGUGUGUUAGGCACACUGGUUUGAAAUAACUUGAAGGCGAGUCAAUUAUGAAGGAAUUAACAUUUUUGGGUGAUAAGAAAAACACCCAAAUAAUGGUAAAAAAUAUUAUGUAUAAUUUGCACCAAAUUUGUUAUAAUUAAUUAAUUUAUGUAAUGUAAAUGACUCUAUGGAGAAGUUUAUGUAUACUGUACAUAUAGCCUACAUAACUACAUAAAUAUUUUGUUAGCACAAUACUUAACAUAAUAUGGAUUUAUUUAUUUCAGUCCAUGGGUAUGUGGCCACAUCCUUUAAGAAAGUGCCUUAGUUGCUCUUUGCAUAUGUUUGCAUAUUAUUGUAUGUAGGCUAUGUAUUUAAACAACAUUCAUUAUUGUUAGUAUGUAAAUAGAUUUUUAUUAUCAUCAGCGCAUCAGAUAAUUAUGACCUGAUUUGCUGUUGAAUAUCAUUUCCCAACUAAGUACUUGGAAAAUAAAUU